AGAAAACAGAGUAAUUGAGGAAGAUGGAAAGAGAGAACCGAGAAGAUAACACAAUCUACCAUCACUACCACCUCCACCCCCUCAAGCUCACCGAUGUAGUGCAGGAGGCGGCGACUUUUUGCUGCGGCUGCCGGAGAGCCUGCUCCGGCAAAGCCUACAAGUGCGACUCUUGCGACUUUCUCUUAGACACCACCUGCGCACGGCUGCCCCAAAAGCUCCGCCACCCUGCCCACCCCACCCACCUCCUCACCCUCCGCUUCCUCCCCAACUACGCCAGCGGCAGAUUCCUCUGCGACGCCUGCGGCCACGACGGCGACUCGUUCUGCUACAACUGCCCCCAAUGCGAUUUCGACCUCCACCUCCCCUGCGCCGCUGUCCCCCGGAAGCUCCGCCAUAGGUCCCACCCCCACCCUCUCGACCUCGUCACCGACUGCAAGGGCCCUACGGCCGUUGCCAUUAAGCACCGCGUCUGCGAUCUCUGUCAGGGUGAGGUCGACGCUGCGUCUCAGUGGUUCUAUCUCUGCAGAGCCUGUGACUUCGGCGGCCACGUAGUCUGCUUCGUGUCCGACGACGUCCACGCGCCGAAUAAGAUUGCCAGAGGAUCACAAACAGAGCAUGCGAAUAUGGGGCAGCAACUGCUGGAUCUCCAGCUGCAGUUGCAGGCGAGCAUGAUGACCGCCGACAUCAUGGUGCAAGGAGCCAGAGCCGUGGCCAAUCUAGCUCCGGACUCGGGACCUUAUCGGUACAGCUACUACGGCUCUGGGCCACUUCCGAGCCAGUACGCUGCCAUGGCCAACUCCAUGGUCAUGAACAAUUUGGCUUUGUUGUCCAUCAACAACACUGCAAAUUCUAGUGCUGCAGCCGAACCCCAGUCAUCAAGUUUAACCAUGGGAAGGCUCGGCGGUGGCAGCGAUUCUCCGAGGACCAACCGCGCCGCAGCGGCAUCCGGUGACGAUCCAUGGGUCACCCACUUCAGCCACCCUCAUCACCUACAGCUCACGCCGCCGGACCCAUCGCAGCCGCCUCCCAUAUGCGCCGGUUGCGACUCCCGCGUCUCAGGCAGCGCUUAUUACUUCUGCGAGCCGUGUAACUACGCGCUGGACGCCUCCUGCUUCCAGAUGCCUCGGCGGAUCCGCCACCCGGCGCACAAGGACUCCAUGAACAUCUCCGUCGGCGACGCCGCGUCUAGCUGCCGAGCGUGCGGCCGAGCGUGCGGCGGAUUCGUGUUCCUGUGCGAACCUUGCGGUUACCAGGUGCACUGCCAGUGCGCCGCGAAGCAGCUCACGCUGAAGCACCGGGCGCACCAGCACGCGCUCCACCUCGUCUUCUCCCCGCCGUACGAGGAGAAGGUGUUCUCUUGUGACGUGUGCUGUGGCGCCGGGACGGACCACUGGCUAUAUCGCUGCGCGACAUGCGAUUUCGAUAUUCACAUCGAGUGUGCUACGCCCGCAUCGAAGCCGGCGGGAAAUCUGCAAACAGCGACUAGUUCACGGCAAACAGAGCAGAAAGCUCGGCCACGGCCACGAGGCCGACAGCCAUCGCAUUCUGGAGAUGGGAGCGAAAGCAGCAGCGAAUCGGGUAGAGAUCAAGAUGGAGGAGACGAUGGUGCAUUGACUUUCGCGCCCGAUCCGAUUCAAUCCCGGCCACAACGGCCUCGGAGUCGAUUGGGGCAACGUGGCCGUGGGAGACAGACUCAGGGAUCCCUAGAGCCACCUGCUCCACUGCCGGUGGCGCCCCAAUGGUCACCUGCACCGCGGCAACGGGCUUCCCAGCCGCAAGUAGGAGAUGGCAGUGACAGCGGCAGUGAAUCGAGUGAAGAUCAAGAUGGAGAAGACAAGGGCGCACAGCAGACUCUGACCAGGCCUCAGGGUCAGUUGGGGCAGCGUGGACGCGGGAGACAGCAACGGGGAUCUCAACAGCCACCUGCGCCACUUCCAGCGGCAACGCAACGGCCAUCUGCACCACGGCAACGGGCUUCCCCGUCGCAAGCUGGAGAUGGCGGUGACAGCAGCAGCAGCGAAUCGUGCGGAGAUCGAGAUGGAGAAAACAACGAAAUGGCCCAGCAGACUCUGCCCCGACCUCGGACUAAGUUGGGGCAGGGUGACCUUCGGAGACAGCAACUGGGAUCACUGCAGCCAUCUGCGCCACUGCAACAAGCACGGCCGCAACAAGCACAAUCACCGGCCAUGGGGCAUCUAAGUCCUCGGCGGCCGCUGGGACAGUCUCCUCUGCAUCAGCCUCGGCAACCGCAACAACCGCAGACACUACCACCGGCCAAUGGGCUUGUACGCCCACUACGCCCCAUGGGGCAAUCUCCUCCGCCUCAAUCUCUGUGGCAACAGCAACAACCACCAGCACCAUCGCCGAUGAUGGGCCUUCUAAAUCCACCACAGCAGCGGCGGCAGCUUUUGCUGUCUCAGCCUCAGCAGCAAUCACAACAACAACCUCAGGCAAAUGCAACAGGAGAUGACAAUUGUUCUUGUGGCGAUCGCUACAACUGCACUUGUCAAGAUGGAAACAGAAACCAAGGAAAUGGCCAUGGCGAUUGUGCCUGUGGCGAUCGCUACAACUGCACUUGCCGAGAUAGAAAUACAGAUCAAGGAGAUGGAAAUGGCGAUUGUGCCUGUGGCGAUCGCCACAACUGCACUUGUAGAGAUGGAAAUAGAGAUCAAGGAGAUGGAGAUGGCAAUUGUGCCUGUGGUAAUAGGUACAACUGCACCUGUCAAGAUGGAAAUGGAGGCGACGAUGAUCCAUUAAACUCAAUUCCGAAUCAAGAUGGAGGCGUAGACCAUAGAUCAAACUAUUAUGAGGAAAAUGUGGAGGUAAAUUAUUCCUUCGAUUAUCAUGCAGCAGAUGGAUCAAGCGUGACGGUGGAUUAUUCGUGUGAAGUAGCGGAGGAUUCCUAUGUCCAUGAUGACUCGUACAAUUACUAGUUCGGUCAAUGUCUGCAACAUGCAUGUUCUCCGCGAUCAGAGCUGGAAGACAAGUUCCCUGAAGUCAUUAAAGUGAGAGUGUGAGACUCUGUAUCUCUUGUUUGACAUUUUGCGUGUUCUUGUUGAUUUUUAAAUUUGUUAUUUUUCUUAUCAUGUGCUCCUAGUUGGAUCUUGAGCAAAAUAUAUGUAAGCAGUAUUGUUGAUUAUGAAUAAGUGCAUCUCUAUCGUGAUUCGGAUGAUUA
This is a messenger RNA of Zingiber officinale, 3175 nucleotides long. RefSeq lists its product as uncharacterized. Lineage: Eukaryota; Viridiplantae; Streptophyta; Magnoliopsida; Zingiberales; Zingiberaceae. The transcript has 2 exons. The coding region runs from base 24 to 2933 and encodes 969 amino acids. The record is from RefSeq and is a predicted model, not a curated record.